CGGGCCUGCGCGUGUGAGAGAGGAGGACGCAGCCGGCGGGGCCGAAGCGGUGGCAGCGGCGGGGCUAGGCCGGGCAUUAUGGAAGAAGAUCUGACUUCUCUGUUCUUCCAGCAACAGUAUAUGUGCUCAGAGUGUGGGUGUCUCUACAAUACUUUGGAAGAGGUGCUGAUUCACCAGGAGGGACACCUGGCCGAGCCCCACGAGCCCCCUGCUGCUGCCACUGUUGUGGACACAGAGUCCCAACAGGGCAGCCGUUACCAAUGCCUGGAAUGUGGGUGUGUCCUCUUGUCACCGGAUGAACUCCUAGCCCACCAGGAAGUUCACCCCAGAGAGGUGCCAAGCCAGCCCCCAUCAGCUUCAGCUGGGCAGAUCCGCUACCAGUGCAAUGUGUGUCACAAGCUGUUUCCUUCCACCAGCCUGUGGCUGGUACACCGGGAAACACACCAGAAGCAAGAGGCUACAGGGGAUCCCCAGCCGUCAGCUGCAUCCUCCUGCCUGACAGCUCCUUCUCCUCCUCCUUCCGCCUUACCAGUUCUACAUCCCUCCCAGCCAGAUUCCCCGCCUCCCUCCCAGCCUGCUCUGUCCAUUCAUCCCUAUGAGUGCUCGGAGUGUGCCCGUCUCUUCCCAACGCCAGAGGAACUGCUGGAGCACCAAGGCGAACAUUUCACAGAGAUAGAGAAAGAAAGCGGGGAAGUGCCUGAGGCUGCCACACAGGAGAUUCACAGUCCACCCACAACCCCGCCGCCAGGCCCCGAGGAGCCUCCAAUAGCAGUUCCACCCGCUCCCGCCUUCUGCUGCAGUGAUUGCCAACAGGCCUUUAGUACAGUGGAGGAGCUGCAGCGGCACCAGCAGGAGCACAACAGUGAAGAGUUUCUGUGUGGCGAGUGCCAGCGUGGUUUCACCACAGCUAAACGAUUGUUAGCUCACCAGCGGGUACACGUAGAUGGCACGUAUGAAUGCCCCAACUGCAAUAAGAUCUUCAAGAAGGCAGCAUCCCUAGAGCAGCACAUGCGCAUCCACAAAGGAGAGGCGCUGUACCUUUGCAUGGACUGUGGGCUUGGCUUCUCUACCGAGAUGACCUUGAUAGUACACCGCAGGAGCCACACCGCCAACCCUCUGCACAGCUGCCACUGCGGCAAGACUUUCAGCAACAUGACCAAGUUUCUUUAUCACCGCCGCACCCAUGCUGGGAAAAGCGGGGUUCCUCCUGUUCGCGGGGCAGGAGACCAGGUACCCAGUCAGCCUCCCGAGCCUCCACCCAUUAGAGAAUCCACCGUGAACGGCUCUUCCUCCUCUCCCAGCACAGGGACAGCAGCUGAGGUGCCCAGUGCUGCCUUCCUUUGCCCUCAGUGCGGAAAGGUUUUUUCCACCCACAUCCGAAUGGUGCGGCAUAAGCGGGUAGUGCAUGUUCUGGAGCGCAAGCACAAAUGCCCCACUUGUGGCAAAAAGUUCAAGAAGCUGGUGCAUGUACGAAACCACCUGCGGACGCACACUGGGGAAAGGCCUUUCCAGUGCUCAGAGUGUGGGAAGACCUUUGUUUCCCAGGCUAACUUGGCCCGGCAUCACGUCACACACACCGGAGAACGGCCUUAUCAAUGCCAGGUUUGUGACAAGCGCUUCACCCAGUCCUCUAACCUUCGCCAGCACCGCCUCUUGCAUGCAGUCCCCAAAAGAGAAGGGUCUCAGUCCACUCUGCGCCGGACUUCACCCACAGGCUGUUUGACCUUCCGUUGUCCGGACUGUGACAAAUGCUUCCCACGCCAUCACCUGCUGGAAUUGCACCGGCUUAGCCAUUCUGAGCAGGACCCCCAACGCUGCCCAGACUGUGGUGUUCUUUUUGUGUUGACUUCCAAAUCACAGGAGCACCGCUGUGGCAGGAGCCACGAGCAAUCUUACGCUUGCCUGACAUGCGGCAAGCACAUUGGCUCAUUGGCUAAGCUGGCCAUGCACCAGCUGGUACAUUCAGGCUCGCGCUCUCACCUUUGCCCGAUUUGUGGAAAGGCCUUCACCACUGCUAGCGGGCUGAGCCGACACCAACAGCGCCACACUGGCCUGCGGCCUCACAAGUGCCCUGUCUGUGCCAAGAGCUUCGUAGCAGCCUCUGGGCUGCAGCUACACCAGCGAAUCCACACGGGUGAACGCCCUUUUCCGUGCCCAGACUGCGGGAAGGCUUUCCGACAGGCUACUCACCUGCAGGAGCACAGGCGCCUCCACACAGGGGAGCGCCCCUACCUUUGUCCAGACUGCGGCAAGGCAUUUGUGCAGUCCAUGCACUUGGCUGAGCAUCGGCGCAUCCACACUGGUGAGCGCCCCCACCCCUGCCCCAUCUGCCCUAAGACCUUUAAGACACUUUCCAACCUGCGCAGCCACCGCAAGACCCAUGCACAACUGGCAGGUGACCAGGGGCCGUUCCAGUCUGCUGGGUCCCUGGCAGCAACUGUCCAGCCCACCCACGCUAUCAUGUGCACUGAGUUUGGGGAGACCAUUGCUAUCAUAGAGAGUGCUGAGCCACUCCCCUUGGGGGAAACAAUAGAGAUAUAUGAGGCUACAUUCGAAGGCAACAUCCAGGUAAAUGCCUUUGUAUAGGGGGGGGGGUCGAGCAUCUCUUAAGUGUUCCUUGCACAAGGGUUUGGCGCACGUCAGGAAGAAGUGGAGUACGGUUUCCCCCAUUCCGUGCGCAUCAGUCAAGCUUGAGUGUCCCAGCACUUACGCUUAUGUACCAAUGGCACAGUGCCCAAAUGGAAUCUGUUCAGUUUGUGUUGGGACCAAGCCCUCCUCUCUUACAUUUCUUGGAACUUUGCCUUUUUAGUGCAAGAUGUGGUUCCAUGGAAUGGGGUUAGACCAUUAC
Eublepharis macularius is the source of this 2848-nucleotide messenger RNA. RefSeq names its product zinc finger protein 574-like. Gene Ontology annotation, cellular component: nucleus. NCBI's taxonomy places the organism in Eukaryota, Metazoa, Chordata, Lepidosauria, Squamata, Eublepharidae. Gene Ontology annotation, biological process: regulation of transcription by RNA polymerase II. Gene Ontology annotation, molecular function: DNA-binding transcription factor activity, RNA polymerase II-specific; RNA polymerase II transcription regulatory region sequence-specific DNA binding. The record is from RefSeq and is a predicted model, not a curated record. The transcript has 2 exons. Bases 79 to 2586 code for a protein of 835 amino acids.